This is a messenger RNA of Penicillium antarcticum, 1851 nucleotides long. RefSeq names its product F-box domain protein (gene fbx15). The record is from RefSeq and is a predicted model, not a curated record. The transcript has 2 exons. Gene Ontology annotation, molecular function: protein binding. Bases 1 to 1851 code for a protein of 616 amino acids. NCBI's taxonomy places the organism in Eukaryota, Fungi, Ascomycota, Eurotiomycetes, Eurotiales, Aspergillaceae.
AUGACGCCCCAGAGUCUGGAUACUCUUCCUUUCGAUGUCUUCUAUCAAAUCGCCACGUCGCUGGACGACCGUGACUUUAUCAAUCUCAGCCGCACCAAUCGCGCCCUGCGCGCACUAACGCAAAGCGAGCAGAUCGCCCGCAAAACUGUUGAGAAUGUUUUACUCUACAGCAAAGAAGGUCAGGCUGCUGUUGCUGCCCAGUCUGGUUAUCGCAAGGCUGUCGGUCACCGCUUUGAUAUUCACGAGGCUGUCGCCACGGCAAACCCCUACUCUGUCGCGGUGUUAGGCUAUGCCGCCGACUUUCUUUAUAAUCAAGGCAUCCUUUGUUAUCGCUGGCAAGAGGAGAUUCGUCUGUUGGACGUGCAUGGGGACAAGCGUGCUGAGCGCGUGAUUUACCUCCCCGUCAUCGGGGAACGCUUCAAUGUCAGCCCGACCAACUCAUCACCCGGUAGUCGGGUCACGCUGGUCGCUUAUAGUGAUGACAUUCUUGUUUUUCGGGAGACUGGUGUGACUGCGACCGAGGAUAUACUGUGGGCGAUCAAUACGGUCCGGAGUACACAGAGCUUCGUCAACCGCCAGCUGUUGUCACAGCCCAUUCCAGCUGGGGCGCCUCUCUUUGUGCGUCAUACCCGAUCUUACAUCUGGUUUGGCACAUUUACGGCUGCGGAUGGCUCGGAUGGAGUGUGGUCAGUGACAGGCUUGGAUUUCCUCACCGGCCUUCACAUUGGGUUUCCGCUCGAUCGGGUUGUCGACGGGGAUCUGGGACAAACAUUGUGUUUUGAGAUGUAUCAAGACCACCUCUACGCGGUGUCAACUCAAGUUGCUUCCGACGACAAUGAGGUCCAUUCCUCUUUCUAUCAUUGGUUUUGUCAUGCCCCUCGUGAAGCUGGCCGCAAAUGGAACGGUCGCUUCUGGCGUCGUGAGCAUCAAGAAGGUCCUAUCAACGAGAUGUGGACUGACCUGUCUAUCCGCACCGACGAAAUGACGGGACGACCGGUGAUCUUGGAAUGUCGUCGGGAAUGGCGACAUGGAGGGAGUGAAAACCACCGAACCUACUAUACCCAACGACUGCCCACUCCUGAGGAGGCUUUGGCACCUCUGUCAGAAGGGGCGAUUGAAACCCCUUCCUGGGUCUCCAUGGACGAUGACCUCGAUGAUGAUCAUCCCUACGAUGAGCGACCUGCCAAGCGGUUACGCCGCGACUAUCACGCCGAGUACGAGAGUGGCUCGGAUGAGAAGAAGCGACAAGAAUUCAUUGCCGUACGGACAAAGCACCGAAACUACCACCUUGGUGCAUCUACCUUUAUUGAUCUUGUCAACGACCCUGCUCCUAUUGGUGACAGUGUGCGGUCUCGAGACCGACUCCGCCUGCGCACAGUAUCAAGAAAGCGCAAAUCCCCCAUUGACGAAGAAGGAAUUGAAGGUCCUCGCAAUACAUUAUUCCAGCCGACACAGAUGGACCAAGAUGGUCGUCCUACUGAAGCUUCUGAAGAACGCUUCGAGUGUCGUGGUGUACACCUGUGGCCUCCAGACAACGCUCCGCCUGCUCUACACCAUCUUCUCUGCCCAGAUGCACGGACUUCAUUCGUGAAGGGAAUUUCAGAUGAGCGUUCCUUGAUAUAUUCCGUUUCUGCUCGGGGACUACCACCAGACCACCAAGCUCUCAUUCUCAUCAGUUUCGACCCUCAACUCUACAUCCCUGCACUUCAAACUCUUUCUCCGGGCGAAGAGGCCGACUCACGAGACAUCUAUGACGUGAGACCCCAGUCGCCGAAUCAUUAUGACAAGGAUGCUAUACAAGAGGCGCAGCCUUUCUUCCUUCCCAUUCGACGUGGCUAUUGGCUCCGUUAA